CGACAACCCUCGACCAGCGAUCCAAGACCGCCAGAAUUAUCGCACGCCCUGCUGCAACGUCCCUGAGAAUCGAUACAAUCAAUUGACGCGAAAUUGAUUGCGGGAAACACGCGAUACUCGUAUCGUCGCGAACUCCGAUUGACCUCCCUCCGACAUCCCCUCACACGCAGAUGCGCUGCCGAACCUGGAAUCAAUGACUACCGUUAUACGAACGCGAAAUCCUCUAGAAACUUUGAGUAUGAACCAACAGCCAUCGGGCAGACGGAGAAGCAAGCGGCUUGCUGCAUACGACGAGGAAGAUGGAGAUUUCGUGUUCACACGUGGAUCGAAACGAACGAAGACUGCACCGGCGCAAGCAGAACCUGCACCCACACCGGCUCCGGCGGCGUCCUCGAAGAGGGGUAGGAAACCGAAGGAAGUGAAGGAACGCGACGAUGAGACAACCGCGACCGCCAAGAAGCCUCGAGGGCGUAAGAUGAGCUUUUCAACGCCAAGGGUGGAGAGCGAUACUUUGAUAGUGGCAAAGAAGAGGAAAACCACGCGUUCUUCCACAGGCAAGGCUCAGAAUGGAGAGAGCAAUGGCAAUACGCCAAGGACCGACCCAGGGGAUUACGAUAGCGUUGAACUUCUUGGACAGACGGUCGAUCAAACUGAUGAAUCGAUCGUGGAUCACAGCAAGCAGUCGACGGUGAUUGCGCUACCUUUCAGCGAUACGCCCAUAAUAAAUCGCAACAAGGAAUUGAGGAAGAAAGGAGGCAAUGGUGGAGCGCGUAGGAGUAGUUUGGGGCUACGAGGGAGGAGGGCAAGUUCUUUGAUAGACAGCGGACACAGCGCGAUACCGCAUCGCGAGGUCGAGACGUCUGAAUUUUACAAGCAUAUCGAAGCAGAGGGAUUGAGCGAGCCCAGGAGGAUGAAGCAGCUGCUGACUUGGACCGGAGAGCGGUGUAUGGGUGAGAAACCAUCACAUGGCGAUCCGAAUAUCGGGGCAGUCCUAGCAGCCCGAAUGAUCCAGGAGUCCCUCCUGAAAGACUUCGCGAAUAAAUCCGAAUUCUCUGACUGGUUUAAUCGGGAAGAAUCCGCGCCCACCAAGGUUGUCAAGACGCCAAAUCCCAGAAAUAUUGAGCUAGAAUCGAAUUUGGUUGGUUUAGAAGAGCGGAUAAAGCUAUUACGAGAAGAACGAGACCAAUGGAAAGCUUUCUCGAAACCGCCCCCAGUACUUCCUCCACUUCUGCCCGAAGAUGCCCUGGAAAUCGACGCCUCGCAUAUCGACUCUUCGCUACUUACACCAGAGCAAGCAGCCAUAUUUGCCGAAGUCACUUCAACAUCCGCCUUAGAAGUCCGGAAACAAGCAGCUGAACGAGUACAAUCCCUGCAGUCGGAUCUGGAGUUCAAUGUAGAUCGAUUUGCAGAUGGUGUGCACAAAUUAGAACAAUAUCAGCAGACUGUUGGGCGGGUGGCAGACAAAAUACUAGCACUGAGUGCUGUAAGAUUAGAUCAGAGGGACCUGAGGGAAAAGGAAGAAAUUGGCACACGAGAUCUGCCCAUGCAAGAAGUAUUACGAAGUUUGAGUCGGAUAUUACCAGAAGGGAGCAAAGGACGAUGA
Messenger RNA from Cadophora gregata, 1603 nucleotides. RefSeq lists its product as uncharacterized. Gene Ontology annotation, cellular component: MIS12/MIND type complex. The coding region runs from base 194 to 1603 and encodes 469 amino acids. NCBI's taxonomy places the organism in Eukaryota, Fungi, Ascomycota, Leotiomycetes, Helotiales, Ploettnerulaceae. The record is from RefSeq and is a predicted model, not a curated record. The transcript is spliced from 4 exons. Gene Ontology annotation, biological process: mitotic sister chromatid segregation; cell division.